AGAGAGGGAGAAAGGUUGGACAGUUUAGAGGAUAACAACAGUGAGAGAAGUAAAGAAAUGAGGGAGUUUGACGAGUAGGAACGAAACGGCAAAGGACAGAAAAAAAGACCACUGAAGGAGCCGUAAUAGUGAAAGGAGAAAGAGUCUCUGAGAGAGGACAGGAAGCAGCUAUCUCUCCAUCUCUUACGAGGGGUUGUAGGCGUCUAUGGGUCUGUCAGUCAAUCAGGAGGACAGGCGGACUCACACAUUCGCCGGCUCUGUUUCUCUUGCGCGCGCUCACGCUGAUGACUUUGCUGUGUGUGUGUCCACAGAUGGCCAACCUUGUGACAUCGCUGUGCUGUGUAGUUCUGGCCGCGGUGGUGGUAGCCUACGCUCAGAGACGCAGUCAGCUUGUUGCGAGGAACCAAUAUGAGCGAAUGGGCAGUGAUGUCACCAUGCAGUGCGGCUCCCUGGACAACGACGCGUCGGUGUCAUGGAAGGUGAACGGGACAGAUGUGAAGGCCCAGCAUCAUCUAGAGGGUCCCAGACUGAUGCUGACCGAAGUGGACCUGGGCCACAACGGACUCUACAGCUGCUUCCAGAACCCUCACGGGGAGAGGCGGGACACCAUCUACCUACACAUCGGCAUUCCCCCUCGGGAUCCCACAGUCACCUGUCGGUCCAACACCUACCCUAAAGGCUUCUACUGCAGCUGGCACCAGCUGCACCCCACCUACAUCCCCACCACCUUUGAAGUGGACGUACAACAUAACCAGCGUUCACUGGAUGUGCAGAAAGAUCCCGACCACAAGAACCGCUGCCGUGUACGUUUUCCUGAGGUCUUCUCCAGCUACCCGUACAAAGUAAACGUGACAGCAGUCAACGCCUUGGGAAAAGCCUCUACCACCAUUUCCUUUGAAGAGUCCAGUAUAGUCAAACCAGACCCGCCGGAGCGAGUGACGGCGACCCCGAUCCGUUUCAACGCCCGGAGGCUGGAGGUGUCCUGGCACAGCCCCGCCACCUGGCCUGACAUCGACAACUUCCCUCUGAAGUACUUCCUUCGAUACCGGCCACUCAUCCGAGAGCAGUGGCAGCAUGUUGAGCUAUCUGACAGCACCUCCCACACCAUCACCGAUGCCUAUGCUGGGAAGGAAUACAUCAUCCAGGUGGCCGCCAAGGACACAGAGAUUGGAACAUGGAGUGACUGGAGCGUUGCUGUCCAUGCUACACCCUGGAUUGAAGAUCCUCUGCCGAUCACUUCCACAACUGAAGUAGACUUUCCUACCGAGACUAAGACCUCCCCCAUACCGUCCUCCAACGCACCACAAAAGGCUGAACCUCCAGUGGGCAGAGCUGCCAGGCUCCUCACAUUUUUCUCUCCUUUGCUGUUAGGAAUGCUGCUGCUGUUCAUGUGAUGUAGAUGACUUAUUCCUGUGGGCAGUAGGAGGAAGAAGAGGAGGAGGAUGAUCUUUUUUCUAUUUUGCACAUGUUUUAAGGAUACAGUGCAUCGAUCAUUUCUGUCCAUCACACAGUUACUCACCGAGAUUACUUAGACAUGAAACCAGACGAUGAUAAUGCGGUUCAGCAUUUUUUAAUAAUGGUGACAUUAUUAUGGAGAAAUUCUUCAGAGGUACUUUUGAAAGCGCCAUCAUCAACAACAGAAGCAACAAGAGCAGCGACAACCACAACAGCAGCGAUAUCAGCAUAAACAGUCUUAUGUUUCCCCCUGGUGUUUUCCAUGGGCCACAGCAGACUUUGUUUGGCAGACAACAGAUGGUUUGGGAAUCUCCUCUUCAGAACAAGAAAAGCUUCAGAAUCCUCAUUACCUUUUUUGUUUUAGUUUUUUAUUGAUCUAUAGUCUUCAUUUUCACUUUCCUGAAAUUGCAGCAUCGUACAUACAAACGCACACAUAUAUAGAGCAUUUGUGUGUGUGCUUGUGUGUAUAGUCCCCGUAGCAGUGCCCAUACAGCUAAAUCAUCAUGCCAAAGACUCAACUUCACCCCCCCAACAAAAUGAUUCCCAAACAAUUCACUGAGCUUCCUGAAGCCUGUGUCUGCCUUCGUUGUGGGU
Molecule: messenger RNA, 2049 nt
Organism: Etheostoma cragini (Arkansas darter)
Lineage: Eukaryota; Metazoa; Chordata; Actinopteri; Perciformes; Percidae
Gene: cntfr
Product: ciliary neurotrophic factor receptor
Exons: 9
Coding region: 285-1394 (369 amino acids)
Biological process (GO): cytokine-mediated signaling pathway
Cellular component (GO): signaling receptor complex; external side of plasma membrane; membrane
Molecular function (GO): cytokine receptor activity; cytokine binding
Source: RefSeq, a predicted model, not a curated record